Cotesia glomerata is the source of this 3291-nucleotide messenger RNA. RefSeq lists its product as uncharacterized. NCBI's taxonomy places the organism in Eukaryota, Metazoa, Arthropoda, Insecta, Hymenoptera, Braconidae. The annotation marks the transcript as partial. Gene Ontology annotation, molecular function: DNA helicase activity. Gene Ontology annotation, biological process: telomere maintenance; DNA repair. The transcript has 5 exons. The record is from RefSeq and is a predicted model, not a curated record.
AUGGGCUCACUGCUGCCAAUGCCAAACGAACCACAUAAAUUCUUACAAAUCUACUUUAUGGGCGGCGAGGAUUCCGGAAGCGCACUUACCAAUCGCAUGAAUGCACGUUGUGAUUAUAAUAACAUUGAUUCACUUUAUGCCAGGCGCAUCGUCAGCGAGCUAGAUGCUCUUUUGAACGAGCACAACGAGUUGUUGAAAAUAUUCAAAUCACAUAUGCACCAAUUACAAAGCGAUAAUCACGCUAUCGUCAUUAAUCCUGAUAAAACACCAGCUGGAGAGCAUAUUCGUAGAUUCAAUGCACCCGUUGUUGAUGAUGUUGCUGGAAUCAUGGUUGGCGAUUGUACAGCUGCACGAGAAAUUGUGAUUCGUAGAAGAAAUAAUAAUCUUCAGUUCAUUGCUGACACACAUCGUUCAUAUGACGCUCUCCAAUAUUCGCUAAUAUUCUGGAAGGGACAAGACGGAUAUUGCAUAAACAUAAAACAACGAGAUCCCGUAUCAGGAGCUGAAACAAACAAAAACGUUCGCUCAAAGGAUUAUUAUGCGUACCGAUUAAUGAUUAGACGUGGCCUGGACAACGUCAUUUUACGAUGUCGUGAGCUUUGUCAACAAUUCAUGGUCGACAUGUACGCGAAGAUUGAGAGCGAACGACUACGAUACUUACGAUAUAAUCAACAAAAGCUGCGCGCGGAAGAGUACAUUCAUUUGCGAGACGCUAUCAACAACAACGCCGACGUCGCCGAAAUUGGUAACCAUGUCAUUUUACCAUCAUCGUACGUAGGCAGUCCACGUCAUACGCAAGAAUAUAUACAGGAUGCUCUGACUUUCGUGCGCGAAUAUGGACGACCAUGUUUAUUUAUCACGUUCACAUGUAAUCCAAAAUGGCCAGAGAUUACAUCUUUGCUACUGCCUGGCCAAAAUGCAAUACAUCGCCAUGACAUUACAGCACGUGUGUUCAGACAAAAGUUGAAGUCUUUAAUAAGUUUCAUUACUAAAUCACAUGUAUUUGGUCCCAGACGUUGCUGGAUGUAUUCGGUUGAGUGGCAAAGGCAAGGAUUACCUCAUGCACACAUUUUUGUUUGGUUCAUCGACAAAAUCCGUCCUGAAGAAAUCGAUAGUAUCAUUUCUGCGGAAAUUCCAGAUCCAUCCACUGACCAACUGCUGUUUGAUAUUGUUACAACAAACAUGAUUCAUGGUCCAUGUGGUACUCUUAAUAGUUCAUCGCCUUGCAUGGCUGAUGGAAAAUGUACUAAAAAUUUCCCUAAAGAUUUUACCAAUGAUACGGUCACAAAUGUCGACGGAUACCCAAUAUAUCGUCGAAGAAAUCCUGAAAAUGGCGGACAAUCAUUUAUUAAAAAUAUCAUCAACACAGACAUUGAUAUUGACAAUCGUUGGGUGGUGCCAUAUUCGCCUCUGCUGAGCAAGACAUAUAAUGCUCAUAUUAAUGUUGAGUUCUGCAGUUCUGUGAAGAGCAUCAAAUACAUUUGCAAGUGUGUCCAUAAAGGCAGUCGGUACAUCAGCUCCAAUGAAGCUGUUCGGCGUAUCUUUGGUUUUCAGAUUCAUGAACGGGAUCCAGCAGUUGUUCAGUUAGCCGUUCAUCUUGAAAAUGGUCAGCGUGUAUUUUUCACGAACGAGACAGCGAUUGAUCGUGCAAUAAAUCCACCUAAAACUACACUCACUGCAUUUUUUGAAUUGUGUAAUCGUGCGGAUGAUUUUGGUGCCUUUGCACGAACAUUACACUAUUCACAAGUACCACGCUAUUUCACAUGGACUCAAACAAAAACAUGGAUGCCCCGCAAGCAAGGCUCACCAGUUGCUGCAUGUCUCAAUUUAUUUAAAUCAAACGCCUUGGGGCGAUUAUUUACAGUCAAUCCAAGACACACGGAGUGCUUUUAUCUUCGACUGUUGUUGGUUAAUGUUACUGGCCCAUUAUCAUUUCAAGAUAUACCUAAAGUGAAUGGGCAACAAUAUCCAUCGUAUAAAGAUGCAUGCCUUGCACUCGGCUUGCUGGAAGACGACAACCAGUGGGAAUGCAUGCUUGCUGAAGCUGCAUUGAACUGUACAGCAAUACAAAUUCGUCUACUAUUCGCUAUAGUGUUGACUACAUGUUUCCCAGCCCGAGCACAGAUAUUAUGGAAAAAUCACAAAGAUUCAAUGACUGAUGAUAUAUUGCAUCAACAUCGUAUACGGUGCCACAAUCUAACCAUAACAUUCAGCGACGAAAUGUACAAUGAAGCAUUGAUUGCUAUUGAGGAUCUUUGCAUUGUCAUUGUCAACUUACCACUUAGUAAUUUCGGUAUGAAUUCGCCAAAUCGAACUGCAUCUGAUUUAAUGAAUACUGAAAUGAAUCGUGAACUGCAGUACAUUUCAGCUGGACAAGGUGGGUUAUUCUUUUUGGAUGCAUCGGGUGGAACUGGCAAAACAUUCGUUAUUUCGCUAAUUCUUGCUGAAAUACGAUCAAAUAAUGGCAUCGCAUUGGCCGUUGCAUCAUCGGGCAUUGCAGCAUCUUUAUUGGAUGGAGGUAGAACAGCUCAUUCAGUGAUUUCAGACAAACACUUCGUCAUUCCACGUUCAACAUACGCUGAUGAGAUCAACGCUUGCUUAAAAUCAUCUCCAUUGUGGCGUAAUGUUGAAAAAUUACAGCUAAAAAUAAAUAUGCGCGUUCAAAUGCUUCAAGAUCCAUCCGCUGAAACAUUUUCAAAACAAUUCUUAGAUAUCGGUGAUGGAAAAGUUGCUAUAGAUGAAACUGGAUACGUAAAAUUAUCGACCGAUUUCUGCACAAUCGCUGAUACUCUCAUUGAACAAAUAUUUCCCGAUGUACACACACAGUACAUAAAUCAUGAGUGGCUUGCAGAAAGAGCGAUUUUAGCGGCAAAAAAUGUAGACGUUGACAAUUUAAAUCUGAAGAUACAAAUGUUGUUGCCAGAGAACUUGGUAUCAUAUAAAUCUAUUGAUACAGUUUGCGACGACAGUGAAGCAGUAAAUUUUCCCACAGAGUUUUUGAACUCACUGGAUUUGCCAGGCAUGCCACCGCAUAAUUUACAAUUAAAGGUUGGAUCUCCAAUUAUCUUGCUUCGUAAUUUGAACCCGCCCCGGCUGUGCAACGGUACGCGAUUAGUCAUUCAAAAAUUAAUAAAAAACGUGAUCGAAGCCAGGAUUUUAAAUGGCAAGUCCAGAGGUGAAAAUAUACUCAUACCACGGAUUCCUAUUAUACCUACAGAUGUGCCAAUUCAAUUCAAACGUAUUCAGUUUCCGAUUAGAUUGGCAUUUGCAAUGACUAUCAACAAAUCCCAA